UUGAGACUUUCUUGAAGACUAUUAAGCAGAUCUGUCACCGAAAGUUUCCUAUGCUUUUAGAUGACAGUUUCUUGAGCCUCGCCAAAAGCAUCAUAUAGCCUUGGAAGCUGAGGAUCUUGUUGUUGGAAAAUGGCAAAGGAGUUGAUUUUGUUGGAUGAGUGGCUUAGCAUGUUUGGGAUGAGAGCUAGGAUAGCACUUGCUGAAAAGGAGAUAGAGUAUGAGUAUAGGGAAGAGGAUUUGGAUAACAAGAGCCAAAUGCUUCUGCAAAUGAACCCAAUUCACAAGAAGAUCCCAGUUCUCAUUCAUAAUGGGAAACCCAUUGCUGAGUCCAUCAUUAUUGUUGAGUAUAUUGAUGAGGUUUGGAAGGACAAGGCUCCUUUUCUACCCUCGGAUCCUUAUCAGAAAGCUCAAGCCAGGUUCUGGGCUGAUUUUGUCAACAAGAAGAUUGGUGAUGUUGGAGGGAGGAUAUGGGCUGGGAAGAGAGAAGAGAUUGAAGUGGCAAAGAAAGAGUUAGUGGAGAACUUAAAGGAAUUGGAAAAGGUUCUUGGAGAGAAGGCUUAUUUUGGGGGUGACACAUUUGGCUUUGUUGACAUUGCUCUCAUUCCUUUUCAUAGCUGGUUUUACACUUAUGAGACAUUGGGUGACUUCAAAGUGGAGAUAGAGUGUCCUAAGCUCAUUGCUUGGGCAAAGAGGUGCAAUCAGAGGGAGAGUGUUGCCAAAUCUGUUGCUCAUGAGAAUGAGGUCUAUGACUUUGUUCUUCAAUACAGGAAGAAACUCCACUUGGACUGAAAAGGCACUUUGUGUAAACAAAUAAAUUUGUCAUGAAUGAACUUGAGCUUGAAUCCCUUAUAAUAAUAGCAGAAUUCAUGUUUAUGUUUAAAAAAUAAAAAGUGAACUUUAUUAUGGUUAA
Molecule: messenger RNA, 910 nt
Organism: Cajanus cajan (pigeon pea)
Lineage: Eukaryota; Viridiplantae; Streptophyta; Magnoliopsida; Fabales; Fabaceae
Product: putative glutathione S-transferase parC
Biological process (GO): glutathione metabolic process
Cellular component (GO): cytoplasm
Molecular function (GO): glutathione transferase activity
Source: RefSeq, a predicted model, not a curated record